UUAUUGGUUAAUGUUUAUUUGUGUAAAAUAUUCAAUUAUUCAUAUGAAAUAAAAUAAAAAAUUAAAAAAAAUUUUCUUCGGUUUCAUCUUGUUCACAAAAAUCAGUUUCAAAUCCCUUAGUUUACUGAUGAAAAUGCAAAACCAAACUACGAAGGCACUUUUUCACAAAUAGAGUAUUAAUACGCGAAAUUCAUCGACGAUGAGGUGUGGGCGGAGAAGAAAUCUUCUCCUACAUUACCAAAUUUGGGAAGGGAACCGGAAUAUCGGUGGAAACUACUAUAAAUCCCAAGUACAGAGGAGCCGGUGACUAACUCAUUAUCACCGCUGACUUUUCUUCUGAAACUGAAAAAGCUGAAACUUUUCAAAACUUUCACAAAUCUUCAUCAGUACUCACUCGAUAAUUUUUUUUAUCCGCUUAUACGCUUUUUACGCAACCAGAUUUAUCCAGAUUUUAGAUAUCCAGAACCAGAUUUUUACAGAUGA
Caenorhabditis elegans is the source of this 483-nucleotide messenger RNA. Lineage: Eukaryota; Metazoa; Nematoda; Chromadorea; Rhabditida; Rhabditidae. The record is from the annotation of a RefSeq genome assembly.